This is a messenger RNA of Exophiala bonariae, 2088 nucleotides long. RefSeq lists its product as uncharacterized. Bases 1 to 2088 code for a protein of 695 amino acids. Gene Ontology annotation, cellular component: nucleus. Lineage: Eukaryota; Fungi; Ascomycota; Eurotiomycetes; Chaetothyriales; Herpotrichiellaceae. The record is from RefSeq and is a predicted model, not a curated record. Gene Ontology annotation, biological process: positive regulation of transcription from RNA polymerase II promoter by galactose; DNA-templated transcription. Gene Ontology annotation, molecular function: RNA polymerase II cis-regulatory region sequence-specific DNA binding; DNA-binding transcription factor activity, RNA polymerase II-specific; zinc ion binding. The transcript is spliced from 5 exons.
AUGGACCCCGAGUUGCAGGAGUUGGCGAAGGAAAUCGAGCAGAGCACACAGUCAAAGCGAGCAACUUACGCAACUCGUGCAUGUCUCGAAUGCAAGCGACGGAAAAUCAAAUGUGAUGGUCAGAAGCCGUGUCGCAGGUGCGCCACUCAGGAGGCGCCAUGCAUCUAUCAACAAGCCAAUCGACGCGGACGGAAAGAGUCCGCCAGGCCCAAGUGGUUGAACAAGACCUCCGGGUCAACGUUUGACAAGUUCCAUGGUCUUUAUAACCAGGUCAUUCCAAUCAGCGGGGUUAGUGGUGACGAGCCUCUGCCUCCUAGUGCGCCUGUGGAGCAGAGCAGCCAUACGGAAUCCCCCACUCAGACAUAUACGGGCGAUGAGACAACGCCAUAUCGAGCACCGGAACACCAAUCCCCCAGCUUUUAUGGCCCGUCCAGCUCGGAAUUCACUUUGAGUGUCGUUAGCGGCAACCUCAAGGCCAUGGGUCUCAACGCCGUCAUCAACGAUGCUUCCACCCCGGAGGAUGCUGUAUCACGGCAGUUCUCUUUCGAGCCUGCUCAGUAUGGUCCGUUCAUGAAGAUGCUCACAAUGGAUCCACUUUGGGACAUCAAAAGAGCGGACGCACUUCGUUUGAUCUGCGACUUCUGCCGAGGCCCUGGUUCGACGUAUCCAAUAUUCGACCACCAUACAAUGAUGAAUAUAGCCAACCGAGUAUUCGGCUCUCUCGAAUCGGCUCAAGGGGGUAAGUUGAAGGAAAGAGGUCUAGCUGCUGCGGAAGCCAUCUUCAACGCGCAUACGAAUAAGUUGAAGGUCGUUAUUGCAAUUGGACGAACGCUCGAGAGUGGUGGACGUAGCGACCAGGCGCAAAGACUGUUCCAGAGCGUGACGGAGGCUGUAGAAGGCCUUCUCUGGAACUCUGAUGGGAUCUGUGGAAUUCAGUUACUGGUUCUUGUGGCCUUAUACUAUUAUCACCUUGAUGACCAGGUGCGGACCUUUCGAAUCAUAGGGUUCGCAGCAAGACACUGUCUAGAGAUGGGCUUGCACCGGAGGGAAACCAUCCUCAAGACCUUUCGAGACGAAAGUGAUCGCAUGAUUGCACUGAGAGUCCUAUGGUCGGUAUACACAUUGGAACGGAGGACGAGUCUCAGCCAAGGAGUUCCGUACUCCAUCCAAGACUCUCAUAUUGACCCUUCUUUGUAUACAAUGUACCAGGACAUAUCAAAUCCGUUCCUAUCCAACAUGGUGGAAUGGACGCAACUCGCGGGCAAAGCCUGGCAAAUCCUCAACAACCAAUGCGAGAAGGCGUCGGUGAUAUCCAAAGAUGAAAUCGACUUCCUCGACUACCAGAUCCUGCGAUGGUACAACCAAGUCCCGGACGAACUGCAACUCUCGUACGUUCGAGCCAACAUCCAGCUCCCCGACGAAGACUCAUAUCAAGAUCCUCUCUACCUUCCGACAAUCCUGUACAUCCGGCAGAACUACCUCCGCAACCUGAUCUACCGGCCGAUACUGCAGUCAUCGACGAGGAUCCGCGAGAACGAACGGUAUGCACAUGUGGCGGCGGACGUGGCCAAGAGCUCCAUCGCCACCAUGUGGCAACUGAACCAGACGACCAACCUGAUUGGAACGCACCCGAUCGUCUUCAAGCAUUUCGUCCUCAGCUCGUUCGGCAACCUCUCGCUGCUGGUCGUCAACGCCACCAGCCAAUUCUGGACGAUCGUGCGCGACGAGUUCCACCUCGCAUUGAAGCUGAUCCGCCUGCUGAGCACGCGCUCGGGGCCCCUGAUGCGCCUGUGGAAACGGCUACAGGGGCUCGAGGAACUGCAGUCCAAGAUCACCUCGGCGGCGACGCUGGCGACGACCGCACAGGCCAGCCUCCCGCGCCAGAUGACCAUCCCCAAGGACAGCAGCCAGCAGUCCGACGACUUCAGAAUGGAGUUUCCCGACUUCAGCGACCCGACGCCCGGGAGUAAUUCCAUGACGUCGGCGUUUGAGGGCUCGUAUAUCAGAGACGAGUUUGCGGGCUUGUUCGACCAGGCCGCGGACUCGGACUCGUUCUUCGAUUUUCCUUUCACGGAGUUCGGGAAAUGA